Molecule: messenger RNA, 1207 nt
Organism: Vespula pensylvanica (western yellowjacket)
Lineage: Eukaryota; Metazoa; Arthropoda; Insecta; Hymenoptera; Vespidae
Product: CDAN1-interacting nuclease 1
Exons: 6
Coding region: 395-1165 (256 amino acids)
Source: RefSeq, a predicted model, not a curated record
AGAAAACAUUAAUAACCUACGAAAUGUAAAGUAAAGAAACAUAUAGAUUUUAUUAUUUAUAUAAUUCUCAAUAAAAAAAUACUGAUGAACAUAAAAAUAUACUCUAUUUAAAUUAUUUGUAAAAUCUAAAAGAUUUUGCUAAUUAAUUGGAAAAGCUUUAAAAUUUUUAUAUAUUGGCAGCACUAUUCCACAUUCUGUUACAAUAAACGAAGUCUCCUUCAAAGUUCAACGAAUCUGUGUAUUAUACAUCUUUUUUCAAAUUUAUAUUUUAUAGUAAAUGAAAUAUGCAGCUCGAAUUGUACAAUCAAAUAAUAACUUCAAUCCGAAAAUUUCACGGAUUGUCGAAAGACUGUGCAAAAAUGUUAAAGGAAAAAUACGACGAUGACAAAUACAAAUGACUUUACCUUUGUUUAGUGUACCAACUAAUACAUUAUACAGUAUACUAUCCUUAGAGAUACAACAAAAGAUGAAGAUCAAUCACACUAAUAUGUUUGGUCCCAAUAAAAACUAUUACGAAAGUUAUAUAGAAGCUGUACAGAAUGGAGAACCUAUAGGGAUCUUAUUAAAAAUGGCAAAAGACAUAGAUGCACCACCAGCAUUAUUAGCACGUAAUGUUUUAGAAAAACAUUGCGGUCGGGAAGAUUCUACCGUUUCUCGAAAAGAUGUUAGCAAACUUUUUAAGGAUACAACUCUAAUAGAAGAUAAGGAUCUAUCUUAUGAAGUAUAUUUGUGUAUAUUAUACGAUGAUCUUUAUGGACCAAUAGCAGAUGCUAUGGGCAUUUCGAUAGGUCAAGAAUAUGAGAUGAAAUUGCAGAAUUAUUUGACAGAACGGAAUCUCGCAUUUCGCAACGAAGAACAUUUACGAUCAAGAGGAUACGACAAAACGCCAGAUUUUAAACUGGAAGUUCCUAUUGCAGUGAAUGGUUUCGUGAUUAAUUGGAUUGAAUCAAAGGCGCGUUUUGGUAAUCCUGAAAUACAUCAAAAAUAUAUAAAGGAACAAUUUCUAAGUUAUUGGAAUAGAUUUGGUCCUGGUCUCGUUAUCUAUUGGUUUGGUUAUUUAAAUACUUUGAAUCAACCUAGCGAAAAGAAAUUUAUUAUUAUGGAUCAUUUUCCGGAAGAAAUCACAUAUAUGGAUCCAAAUUCGAUCAAGCCAACAACAUCGUGAUUGUAAAUAAUAUAGUUUAUUAAAUCUUUCUUUUUUUUAUUA